AUGCUCAAAUCCCUCUUGCGGGCAGCGGCGAUAGCCACAAGGCCGGGUCCUCUAGUUAGACGUCAGAUCUCUUUCACAGCAAUGUUAAGGAGUGAGAGUCUACCUAAAGAGAUAAUUAAUCUGGAACGGGUCCAAGUUAGAAAACUAAGAAAAAGGCGGCCAGUAGCGUCUUCAGUUGUGCCAAAAUCGCUCAGGGAACCAUCGGUGGUAGCAAUGGCGCUAUCAGAAUCAGUGAAUCUGAAUGAUAUUCUAAUGGACGGACAUCUCAACGGAAUGUACAAUAUAACAUCGAUCGACGACGAGGCAGAUGACACGUUGCAUUUUGUGAAGAAGUUGGAGUACACGAUCAACCCAGCGGAGUUGAGUGAGAUAUUCGUGUUUCGAGAUGGCGUCGUGGUGUUUUGGAAUGUGGACUCCAGUCAGAGAUCUCAGAUUUUAAGGGAGUUGGAGAGAUACGCUCAGUCACCGUAUGAUUCCAGAAUUGUCAUGGAUGAACAGGACAGGAUGUUUUAUAAAUUUUCAGAGCAAUCCACAGUCUCCUCAAUCCGUCAGGACCGAUUCUUUCUCUCUGGCAAACAUCUAGAAGCCUUCCACGGCUCCAACGAGGCCAUCCUCGAGAGAUUCGCUUUAUCUCAAGCGUUCGCAGCUUCUGUGAAAAUUGGCGUAUGGGAGAGUCUCCUAAACAACCUAGCCGAGCCUCUCUCGACGACUACAAAAUCGUUGACACGUGGAAAAAUUCCGUGGAGCCGGAAGGAGGCGUUGAUGAGAUCUGGAGAAUUCGCGGCUUUAAGACAUUCUAUCAAUUUGGAUUGCACACUUUUGAAUAAGGAUUUCUAUUGGGAGCGACCGGAGCUGGAGAAGUAUUAUAUGUUGGCUGGGCGACAUUUCUCGUUGGAUAGGAGAAUUGGACUGCUCAACAAACGCCUGGACUACUGUGAGGAGCUAGUGAAAAUGGUGGACAACACAAUUGCACUCCGCCACGCGUCCCAUUUGGAAUGGAUGAUUAUCAUUUUAAUCGUCAUCGAGGUCAUCUUUGACGUCUUCCAUUUCGCCGAUCGAUCGCCGAAAUCUGUGAUUAUUGUGCCAGCAACUGAUAACGAUGAUAAAUAG
Caenorhabditis briggsae is the source of this 1110-nucleotide messenger RNA. Lineage: Eukaryota; Metazoa; Nematoda; Chromadorea; Rhabditida; Rhabditidae. Gene Ontology annotation, biological process: positive regulation of mitochondrial translation. Bases 1 to 1110 code for a protein of 369 amino acids. The record is from RefSeq and is a predicted model, not a curated record. The transcript is spliced from 4 exons.